Molecule: messenger RNA, 1518 nt
Organism: Metarhizium acridum CQMa 102
Lineage: Eukaryota; Fungi; Ascomycota; Sordariomycetes; Hypocreales; Clavicipitaceae
Biological process (GO): transmembrane transport
Cellular component (GO): plasma membrane
Molecular function (GO): transmembrane transporter activity
Source: RefSeq, a predicted model, not a curated record
AUGAGCUCUGACGCAUCAACUCCAGUGCAAGCGGAGCCUACUCUUGCGUCACUAGAACCGCCUUACAGCAUUUUCGACAAGGGACAGAAAUGGAUUAUUGUUAUUCUUGCUUCCACUGCAGCAACCUUCUCGGGGUUCGCGUCAAACAUUUAUUUUCCCGCCUUGCCGACUAUUGCGCAAGAUUUAGGUGUUUCCAUUGACCUGGUCAACCUCACGGUUACGUCCUACCUCCUUUUCCAGGGUCUGGCACCUAGUCUCUGGGGACCAAUAUCAGAUGUCAAGGGACGACGAUCUGCGUACAUAUGUACUUUCCUCGUGUUCCUGGGCGCUUGCAUUGGUCUUGCCGAGACCAAGAAUUAUGCUACACUCAUUGUCUUGCGGUGUCUGCAAAGCACUGGUAGCGCUAGCACAAUUGCAAUUGGGGCUGGAGUCAUUGGCGAUAUCACCACACGAGCUGAACGCGGGGGAUACAUGGGCAUUUUCCAAGCAGGACUGCUUGUUCCUGUUGCCGUGGGACCGGUAAUUGGAGGUGCAAUUGCCGGCUCACUGGGGUGGAAAGCAAUCUUUUGGUUCUUGGCUAUUUACAGUGGCAUUUUCCUCUGCUCGCUUACUCUGUUGUUGCCUGAGACGCUUCGAGCGCUGGUCGUGAAUGGGAGCCGCGUACCGUCGAAUCCAAUUUUGAGUUAUCCCUUGCAGGUAUACCGAAAAAAGACCAAAGUGCAGUGGCAGGCAACGCAAAUCGACAAACCUGAUUCUCGGACCAAGAAAAGCAUAGAUCUUCUUGGUCCGUUUCGAAUACUCCUGAGCAAGCACGCUGGUCCCAUCAUUGUCUUCCUCGCCGUUUAUUACGCCGUGUGGCAAAUGAGCAUCACAGCCAUGUCGUCGCUAUUCAAGAGCCGGUACCGCCUGACCGAGAUCCAAAUUGGCCUCACGUUUAUUGCCAACGGAGUAGGGUCAAUAAUUGGAACUCUUGUGACGGGGAAAAUCCUCGACGCCGACUACCGUCGCGUCAAGAUCAAGUACGAGGCCUCAUUCGAUGGCGAGCAGGGGGUUGACCCAUCUCAUGGUAUCAGAGAGCAAGCCUUCCCCUUAGAAAAGGCUCGACUCCGCCUUGUGCCCAUAUUCUCCGCCGUCCAGUGUGCCUCUAUUCUUCUCUUUGGGUGGACCAUUCAGUAUCCUGACAAGGUGCACAUUGCAGUGCCGAUUGUAUCUACGUUUUUGACGGGAUGGACAGCAGUGUCUACACAAUCUCUGAUUAUGACCUAUCUUGUAGACGUCUUUCCUGACAGAAGUGCUGCAGCAAGCGCCAGCUUGAACCUUGCAAGAUGCUUGUUCGCGGCGGCUGGCACGAGUUUUAUUAUGCCCAUGAUCAAUGGCGUUGGGGUGGGAGUAGCCUUUACCAUAUGCGUCGCUGUGCAACUAGUGGCAUUAAUCGGGCCGCUAAUUCAGUGGAAGUUUGCCGCUAAAUGGAGGAAAGACGAGAAAGAAGGCAAAAGGAGUGAGGAGCUUGGGCGUUAG